This is a messenger RNA of Vidua chalybeata, 5595 nucleotides long. Its product is annotated as maestro heat-like repeat-containing protein family member 1. The transcript has 15 exons. Gene Ontology annotation, cellular component: cytoplasm. The coding region runs from base 1606 to 3975 and encodes 789 amino acids. Lineage: Eukaryota; Metazoa; Chordata; Aves; Passeriformes; Viduidae. The record is from RefSeq and is a predicted model, not a curated record.
UUUAGUAUUUAUGCUUUUAAAAAUUACUUGGCUACAUAAGUAUUAAUUGCUUCCAGAUAUUUAAUGCUUAAUGGUGUUUCUGUGGUAAAUCACUACAGCAAAUGGGUUCAGCCUUGAUCUGAUGGGUCAGCAGUGCUGAAGAAGUAGCAGAUGCUGAGUAAGAGUAGGGACUCCUGUGGCUGAGGUUCAGGGCUGGAGAGAAGCCCUUUGGUGUCCCCUGAGGAGAUGCCUGGUUCACAAGUUCUGGCUUUGCAGCUAGAAGAUCCUUCUUUGCUUUUGCUGGAGCCCAUUCCCUACCAAUGCAUCGCCUUCCAUUGUUCCUGGAUCAAGUCUGGUGGACCUGUGGCAACAAGGCUGUCCCAUGUGCACCAGACAGCAUUAAAGAGCAGGACAUGUCUGCUUACAGCACUUGUCUUGGCUGCUCCUUCAGCGGGCUGCCACCAUCAUCAGAGACACAGAACAGCUUCUCCUCCCACAGUUUUCCCUAUCCUCUGCACUUCCCGAGGUGUCUGCCUUGAUGUUCACUGGGGAACCUCCCUGUUUGUGGCCAUCCAUUGCUGUGCUCCCCAGAUGCAGAUUGUGUUUUGACAUGAGCUGCCAAAGCCAGACACACAGCAACUGGAGCCUAGACCAUGAGAGGCUGGGCUGAUGUUUUUUGCCAGAAAGCAAGAAGAACAGUCGAAAGAACAUGAGGAAACUUAAGAAUGUCUCUACAGGAUACGAACACCAGUGCUGCCCAACCACAUGAGGUGGUGGAAAGUUUACAUCAGUGGGGACUCUGCCACACCUGCUGAUGUCAGCGCUCCCCGGGCCCCAGGGCUCAGAGCAGCAUUCGUGCCCUGGCCCACACGUUCCUUGUCCCUGUCACAGCCGCAGGUUUAGGACGGCCACCAGCCGGGACGUGUCCCAAGGAGGCCGUGGCAGCUUCCGUGGAAGGCCCCGUGCCCUUCCCAGCGCGGCUGCGUCGGCAGCCCUGGGGGCUCCUUGUGCUGCCCUGAGCCCGCAGAGCAGGGCAGGCUUUGCUGAUGCUCUGAGCCGUUCCUAAAGAUCCUGCAGGGCUGUCUCAGACACUUGGGGCCAGGGAUUCCUUCCAACCUGGGCCACAUUGGGUGGGCUGGGGGCAGCCCCAGGGCAGGUGACAGUGUGUGCAAGGGCCCAUUGUGACACGCUGCAGCAUGGUCACCGUGGCAUAGAACGGGACAGGGUGUCCUUUGUGACACAUAGUGACACAGGAGCUGGCAGUGACCAGACCACAGCACAGUGCUCUGUGCAUACAGCUGUACAGCACGCAACAGAGCGGUGCCGUGAGGAGCCCCCGCGCAGCGCACUUGUUCAUUGCUGACCUGGAGUUUUCCUUGACCUUACUGUUGUUGCAGGUGACCUCGAGGCCAGACCACAGGACUUGGUGACCCGUGGCCUUCUCGGGACUUGUCUUCUGCAGGUGCCCUCGAGGGCAGACCGUGGGACUGGGUGACUCGCAGCUUCUCCGAGGCAUCUCCCAUCCUUGCGGCCGGUGCCCUUGAGGCCAGACUGUUGUACUUGUCAACUCAGAGCUCUUCCAAGGCCUGUCUCUUGCAGGUGCUCUCGCCACUAGAUUUUGGGAGAAUGGCAGAGAAACGCCAAGGCCUGUUCAGGGGAAAGAAGAACAAAGGCUCUUCAGCUGCCCCAGCAAAGCAGCGUGAUGUGACACCACGGUCCCAGCCACUGCAGGGCGGUGCAGCCCUGGACCACAAACAAGAGCAGGAAUCCACCCGUGGCCGCUUCUGCAGAACAGCGCAGAUGUUCCAGCAGUUCCUGCGCAUUCGGCAUAGGAAGACCGGCAGCACAGCAGCUGCGGGCGCAGCCAAGCCUGACUUGGGGCUGACCGAGCUCCAGGCAGAGCCUGAUGGCAGCCCAGAUUUGGCUGAGCGCUCAGAAGACUCUGAGACCUCAGUGACUGAAACCUGGGUAAAGGCUCUUCUCACGUCAAAGACUGAGGACAUGGCCAUCACAAACAGCAACAAUGAAGAGACUCGGGGCAUCACAAAUACUGACACGAGACCAAAUUCAGUGGAGCACUCCAAAGACUCUGAGGCUGCAAUGAACAAGGACAGGUCAAAGGCUGCCAUGGCUGGGGAUGUGGCCGUCACAAGCACCAAAACCAGAGAGACUCAGGGCCUCACAAUUACUAGCACCAUGCCCGCUCCCACUGUGAUUCAUGCUCCCACUAUGGAUUUUCUCAAGGAGAGUGCUGUUCCUUUUCAGCAGCAGGUGCCAGCCAUUGUAAGGAGCAUUCACCAGAGGCUGGUGUCCCACGUCUCUGUGGAUGCCAGGCUGCAAAUGGACAUUGUGAGGCUGGCAGAAGAACACCCUGCUGACGUGGUGCUGACCCUCCUGCGCUGUGCCCCAACGUGUGACAGAGCUGCUACAGUGAUGUGGAGAACCAUAGGCUCGUCGAGUCCCACAGUGAAAAAGGUGCUGCCAACACUGCUCUCUGUGAUGGAGGACUGGCCUCUGCACAGAAUGUUCACCUCUGAUGGGGAUGACACAGAUGUUUUUGCCCUGGCUGCAACUCUGGUGAUCUGGGUGAUUGUCCAAGUGCCCGAGUGCCACGAGGCAAUGAUCCUUUAUUCCUCCCGCCUGUUUGUGGCUCUGCUCUUCCAUGUUGUCAUCACCACACAGCAGAUGCCACCAGAGGAAGUUGAUAACUUCUGGAGAGCAUGCCGGGAGGAACACCGCUUUCCCAGCAAGCCCAACAGGUUUGCAGUGCAGGCCAUGAAGGCUCUGCUCUGCCGACUGCAGUGUGACCAUGUGGUGGUGGCUAUGGAGCGCAAGCAUGGCUGGGACACACUGCUGUGUGCUCACAUCCAGCACUAUGCCGUGGGUCUGCUGGCCAGGGAGAUGCGCCGUGUCUUAAUCCCUUUGUGUUCACGCAUCGCACUCUACUUGCUCCGGCACCUCAGCAUGGAGGAGCCGUGCUGGGAUCUGCCCUUCCUGGCAUUCCUUGUGGAGGUCCUGCAUUGUCUGGACAUGGGUAAAUGUGGUGGCACCAUACUGGAGAUGAUAUCAAGGCACCUGCAGAGCGAGUGCAGGGAGCGGCGUCGCCUGGCACUCAGAGGCCUCGUGGUGCUCAGCAAGGAUCCCUCGAUGGCCAGAAGAAUAGGCAUCCUGUCUCAACAGCUUGUGGAUGUUCUGGGUGAUGCAGAUGGAGAGGUGGUCAGCAUGAGCCUCUGUGUGUUCACGAAUGUGCUCCAGCACCAAGACAUCCUGGUAUCCAGCACCACUGCCCCAAAGCUAGCUGAGGCACUUCUACCACUCUUUGACCAUGUAAGGCUCUGUGGCCCCAGCCACAGGUUUUUUCCUUUCCUCCAGGACAGCAGCCAUGUGCAGCUGCUCUCCAUUCAACUCUUCUGCAAGGUGAUGGAAUUGGUAGUGGAUGAGGGAAAAAAGCCCCUGAAGACAAUUGUGAACAAGAGCCUGGACAAACUUUUAAUCUACUGUCAUGAUGAGAACUGGCACGUGGCACAGGCCUCUCGGGAAACGCUGCUUCGUGUGACCAAGUUCCUGAAGAGGAGGGCUCUUGAACAGCUGGUGAAGAAGGGGAAUCUGUGGAAGUUUGCAGAGGUCCUGCUGGCAGAGGACAGGAGCCGAGCGGCCGAGCACCUGCGCCGGGCCCUGCCCUACCUGCAGAGCCCACAGGAGUCCCUGCGAGAGGCGGCCGUCAGGUUCAUGGGGACGGCCGGGCGGUACCUGAAGGGACAGCCAGCAGAGCUUCACGUUCUCACUCAGGCCCUUGAAGCCAUGAGCAAAGAUGACAGCCCAUCCUCCACUAACCUGGAAAUUCGGGCAAUUUUUGGACAAAGAUCUGCAGAACUAAGAUCAUCUGCUGGGUUCAGAGAACCAGGGUCCCAAGAAGAGUACCAGGAGACAGUGAAGAGAACACCACCACUCAAUGUCACUGGAGCUCCAGGCACAGCUGAUGCUGGCUACGGCUGAACCUGUGCGAAGCUCCCCUAGCUCCUGCCUUCCCCCUCCCUGUUGACAGCUCCCUCUCUCCAGCCCUCAGACCCUGCCCAUCCCCCCCCUUUUUUUUUUUGCCCCCAUCUCAUCCCUUCACUUUCCCUUCCAUUAAUAAACAGUUUGGUUCCCCCCCCCCCUUACCUGCAUCUCUGUGGAGAUGAAGUGACGCAAAUCCUGAGCCCAGGGACACACAGGCCCCUGCUGCCGUUCUCUUCCACGCCGUGUUUUGGGCACACACACGGAGCAACGGGGGCAGAUCAGGCUGGAAAGGUGCCUGUGCUGAAGGUGCAGUUCCACAACAGUGUGGAGUUGCAGAUCUUGCUGAGCACCCUGGAACCCCUGGAAUUUGGAAGAGCCAAGCUGAGGAUGAAGCCAGCUGUGAGGGAUUCCAUGGCAAGCAUCCACGGAGGUCAAAGGAGCUUGGAAUGCUGGAAGUUUUCAAGAAUAGCUUCCUAAAGCUCAGCAGUGCUCCAUCCCUGCACAGGAUGAGGAAGAGGACAGAACCAGCGACCAUUUGGGCUUAACAGUGGGAUUUGGGUGUGCCUAAGAGCAAAUGAAGCUGCAGCGCAGCGCCCGGGACUCGGACGCGCAACCGUGCCAGUGCCCGGAGCGCUGUCAGGCAGUGCUGGGAUCCCGGGUGUGGUUCUGGUCCCCAUAGGUGAGGAAUGGCAGCCCCAGGCUCAGAGCCAGUCAGAAAGCCAACCAAGUGAGCCCACAGGGAGGGCACCCUUCCCGUUUCUCUUGGGCAUGGCCGCAAAACAGCCCCUGCUGCUUCUUCCUCCGCCUGUGUUUGGGGUGUGCUGCUGGCAGAGGCAGCCAGGUUGUGCUCUGCCUUCCAAAGCCUGUUGGGAGCGGGCAUGAAAAGCGCUGUGUGCACAGCGGAGAGUCCUGGAAGGUGCUGGCAGGAGCGUCCUGCGGGAACAGGGCUCUGGUCUGUGGCCGGGAACAGCCUGGUUUUGGUGCCGUGAGCGCAGGCAGGAGUUGAGGCAGGUGAAGAGGCAGCGGGCAGCUUGUGUUGGUAGAGGGUCGGGGGCUGCACCUCUGAACCUCCACCUGGAUACGCACUUGGGGGAAUACGAGCCAGAGCUGGAGCGCCUGUCCUGAAAGGACCUGAACUCCUUCAGCCUUGCCAGCGUUUCUUAAGGCUGUGUUGGUGUUCCCCAGAAAAGCUGCACAUUUAGGGAAACGCCUUUGGAGGAAAGGGGCUUGCUUCUCAAGGAAAGUGCUUCCCCAGGGAGCUCUUAGUGAGGCAGGUGCAAGUGUCCCCCUUUGGCUCUCUGUGCUCCUUUCAGUCCUUGAGGCCCGCUGGACUUGGCAGAGGGGCAGGGGAAGGGAGAAGGCUGUGAAGAGCAGGUUUGGCAUCCACCUGGACCUGCGGAGAACAACCCAAGCACCUGCAGCAGGGUGUGUUACCCCCCAUUGGACAGAGGUGUGAGCAGAACCAUCUCUGUCCUGCUGUGAGGCCCAAAGCUCUCUCUGGGGGCUGUGAAUUAAAGGCCUUUACACACACCCUUUUCACAUCUUCCCUGUGUGCUGCAUUUCAACUCUUGGCAAUAUGCAUUUGCCUCCUGCUUGGUGGGAGCUGCUGUGGCCCAG